Molecule: messenger RNA, 907 nt
Organism: Pristis pectinata (smalltooth sawfish)
Lineage: Eukaryota; Metazoa; Chordata; Chondrichthyes; Rhinopristiformes; Pristidae
Product: granzyme K-like
Exons: 5
Coding region: 48-824 (258 amino acids)
Biological process (GO): proteolysis
Molecular function (GO): serine-type endopeptidase activity
Source: RefSeq, a predicted model, not a curated record
UGAAAUUAUUGCAGCUCAGCCUGUUUGUUUUGAUUGCCAUCUCCUUAAUGCCAGCCUAUUAUGGAGUGGAAAUUAUUGGAGGUCGUGAAGUUAAACGCCACUCAAAACCUUAUAUGGUAUCCAUCCAAAUAGCGAAAAAAAAUAAGUUAUAUGAACAUCUUUGUGGAGGUGCUUUGAUCAGAGAAAAUUGGGUACUAACUGCAGCGCACUGUAAGAAAGAUCUAGGACGUAAUCCUCAGGUGGUUCUCGGGGCACAUUCCCUUUCACAGGAUGAAAAGAGUCGACAAAAACUUCAUAUCAAAAGACAAAUACCCCAUCAGGAUUUUAACGGUAAAACUCCAGAAAAUGACAUCAUGCUACUGGAGCUGGAGCGUGGCGCAAAUCUCAACAAAUACGUGAAAGUGCUCAGUCUUCCUAAAGGAAAGAUCACCGAUGUGAAACCUGGAACUUCCUGCACAGUGGCAGGAUGGGGAAGAACAAGUACAUGCUCAAAAAAUGCAUCUGACACACUUCAGGAGGUGAAGCUGAAAGUAAUAGAUCGCAAAAAAUGCUCCGGCACUGAAUAUUACAAUCGUAAACUUGUAGUAACCCCGGACAUGAUCUGUGCUGGUGACAGCAAAGGCAGAGGAGAUGCAUGUCAGGGUGAUUCAGGCGGCCCUUUGAUAUGCAAGAACAAGUAUACUGGGAUUGUGUCCUAUGGAGAGGGAUGCGCAGAUCCCAAAAAGCCGGGGAUUUACACUUUCAUAACAGAGAAAUACCUUGAUUGGAUUAAAAAAAGCAUUGGUGUGGAAGCUUACAAUAUGACCGCUGAAGAGCUGUAUUGAGUAAUCAGCAUCCUGCUUCAUUCUGCUUUACUUACAAUGAUGCUCAAUUAAUUGGCUUGGAGGGCCAGCUUUCUUCUAUCCAU